GUCAAUGAAGUUCUGUUCAUCAGUGUUUUUGGCGAAUCGCUACUGAACGAUGGUGUGGCAGUUGUAUUCUACCGUAUGUUCGCCUCGUUCACCGAGAUUGGACCGGAGAAUCUCAUCACAAUGGACUAUGUUAAUGGUGCAAUUUCGUAUUUAGUUGUGUGCUUCGGUGGAAUAGGAAUCGGACUUUUGGUCGCUCUUUGUGCUAGUUUUAUAACGAAGUGA
Molecule: messenger RNA, 222 nt
Organism: Haemonchus placei
Lineage: Eukaryota; Metazoa; Nematoda; Chromadorea; Rhabditida; Trichostrongylidae
Source: the annotation of a GenBank genome assembly